Molecule: messenger RNA, 1245 nt
Organism: Caenorhabditis remanei
Lineage: Eukaryota; Metazoa; Nematoda; Chromadorea; Rhabditida; Rhabditidae
Exons: 5
Coding region: 1-1245 (414 amino acids)
Biological process (GO): transmembrane transport
Cellular component (GO): membrane
Molecular function (GO): transmembrane transporter activity
Source: RefSeq, a predicted model, not a curated record
AUGAACCCGCAUUCUCUUCUGCAGCUAUUGAGUGAGUUUGCAUCUAACUCUAAGACUAAAACCGGGUUUGAUACAGUUCAAUUUGUUGGUCAUCUGAUUGGAACAUUACUUUUCGGCACGUUAUCAGAUAGAUUCGGGAGAAAACCGAUUGGAAUUGUCGUGAUUUCAAAUGGAAUCUGGUCAACAUUUGCUAGUGGUCUGGCUCCGAAUGUACCACUUCUCUUUGUUUUCAGAUUCUUUGUCGGACUAUCCAUCGGUGGCAUGCUCGUAGUUCUCUGUGCGUGGAUAAUGGAAGUUAUUCUCCCCCGACAGAGAAUGGUUGUACGCGGGUUCUUCAACUGGGGAUGGACCAGAAUCGCAUUGACAGCAAUAUGUUAUUUCACUCGGGAAUGGAGAUUGGCUUCUUUCACAACGUCGGUUUCCCUCAUACCUGCACUUUUAUUGGUAGUUUUUGUGAUACCAGAGUCACCUGUUUGGUUGCAUAGCAAAGGAUAUAAAGAGAGAAUGAUUGAAAGUGAAAUUCGAAUUUCAAACAUAGCAGGAAUCCCUUAUACUCCAGUUGAACAUAAAACUGUUCAACCAAAAUGUUUGAUAGACACUCUAAAGACAAAAGGUGUAUUCAAGAAGCUUCUCGUUUUGUGGUCCAUGUGGUUCUCAGUGGCAAUGUGUAGUGGCGCCAUUGAUCUGAACUCCGGAACGCUAGCUGGAGAUCUUUAUUUGAAUCAAGUGCUUUUUGGGAUACUUUUAGUGCCAUCAAAAAUGUUACUUCUUUUCGUGGACACAUAUUUUACUGAUUUCAAAAGAAGAACUUUACAUCAAGGUUCUCUCAUUGGAGUCCUCAUUUGUGUGAGUAUGCUGACAGUCUUUACAGUAUCCAAAUACCAAGUUUCUGCAGUUUUGAUAACGUAUCUCAUCGGAACAGCAUUUAUUGAGUACACUUGGGAUGCUUGCUACUUGUGCGCCAUCGAGUUAAUGGAGACACCCACGAGAGCAAGUGCAACUGGCUCAUGUUCCCUGGUAGCUCGUUUCGGAAUGAUUUUGGCGUCAGUCCUGACACAUGCCAAUAUGUGGUGGCCAUAUUCAGUCAAUGCUACUGUUUUCGUUUUGGUUGCAUCGAAUUUAAUUAUUUCUUACUUCUUUUUGCCAGAAUCAAAAGGUGUGAAUUUGGAUAAUGUUUGUGAUGAAGUCAUUCCGAUGGAUGAUGUCAACAAAGAAGCCAAUGGGAACAAAACGGCUUCUCACUAG